GGUGGGGGGGCUGUACGUGAAACUCAAAGAAGUCGGGAUGGACGGCAAAGGCACCCUGAAGAUGUUCAGGAAGAAAAGGGAACUCAUCAAGACGCCAUCUAUCUCAAAGAAGAGCCGAGCAGGAAGCCCGGGGCCGCAGAGCAGCGCCCAGUCGCUGUCCAUCCUCCAGGAGCAGCCUCGGAAGGAUACAGGCGAUGUCACCCUCUCCUCUUCGCCCUCAUCUUCUUCCUCUGCUUCAACUCUCACCCCGACCUCUGCCGGGAGCCUGGACCCCUCCCUUUCCUGCCCGAGCACCCCCAGCACCCAGCACAGCAAGCUGGCGGCGAUGCAAGGCGUGGGCUGCCCGUCUCCUGUGGCCACCCUGAAGAGACCCACUGCGCUGAGCAGACACGCCAGCGCUGCAGGAUUCCCGCUCCAGUCGUGGGUGUUCACCAAAGGCCAGGGGAAAGGGGCUUUGACCCCCACUACUCCAUCUGAAGGCCCAGAGAGCACAGCCAUUGAGGUUGAGGACAUCCCGGCCCUGCUGAGAGACGUGGCACGUUUUGCCGAGGCUGUGGAGAAACUGAAGGAUGUCGUGCUGGCUGAAGGUAAGAAGGAGAGUCAGCGGCCUGUGGCUCACGAGUGUUUGGGGGAGGUCCUGCGGGUGCUGCGUCAGGUCAUCAACACCUACCCCUUGCUCAACACCGUGGAGAUCCUCACUGCUGCCGGCAAGCUCAUAUCCAAGGUCAAAGGUUUCCACUAUGAGGCUUGCAACGAAGCAGAUAAAAUGGACUUUGAGAAGGCAAUUGAAACCAUUGCAGUUGCUUUUAGCAGCAAUGUGUCUGAACUGCUGAUGGGAGAGGUGGACAGCAGCACAUUGCUGUCCCUGCUGCCCACUGAGAAGAGCAGGUCGAUGGAGAACUUGUACGCUGUGACAGGCCAGGGGGCAGAUGGGGGAGCAUUCAGGAGCGACCUGCAGGACAUGGGCAGAGGGGAAGAAGUGGAUGUGAUCCUCCAGCGCAGUGAGGGAGGGGUAGACUCUGCUCUGCUCUAUGCCAAAACCAUUUCCAAGUACAUGAAGGACCUUAUAAACUAUGUGGAAAAGAGAACUUCACUGGAGACCGAGUUUUCCAAAGGCCUCCAGAGAUUAUACCAGUCCUGCAAACACAGCAUAACCCAUCCCCACAUGCCCCUCUUCUCCAUCUACUCUCUGGCUCUGGAGCAGGACCAGGAGCAGAGCGUGGGGCUGCAGCAGGCCAACACCACCCUGCACAACCAGACCUUCAUCCAGCCUCUGUUGCAUCGUAAGCAGGAGCAUGAAAAGAGACGCAAGGAGAUCAAGGAACACUGGAUUCGAGCUAAGAGAAAACUGAUGGAGUGUGAGGCGAACCUGCGGAAAGCCAAGCAAACCUUCAUGGUCCGCUGCGAGGAGCACGACAAGGCGAAAACAGCAGCCUGCCGAGCUGAGGAGGAAGGAGGAGGAGGAGGAUCUGCAGCAAAGUCUGUGGAGAAGAAGAAACGAAUAGAGGAAGAGGCUCGCAACAAGGCAGACGAGGCAGAGGCCACCUACCGGACAUGUAUCGCAGACGUCACCACCCAGCAGCUGGAGCUGGAGCACACAAAAGUCACAGUGCUGAGGCAACUGCAGGACGUCAUCAAACAGAGCGACCAGACCCUCCGCUCGGCGACCAUCUCGUACUACCAGCUCAUGCACAUGCAGACGGUAGCCUUGCCGGUCCACUACCAGACUCUGUGUGAGAGCAGUAAGCUGUAUGACCCAGGCCAGCAGUACGCCGCCCACGUGCGAGACCUGCAACUGCCAGAGCAGCCUAAUGUUCACUACACGUUUGAGAACUACUGUGCCUCCAGCUCAUCGUCACACCAUGGGCACAGGCCAAGAAAUGACAGUUUCAACACAGAGCCGACGAGCCACACAGACAGUCCUGCCACCAGCGUGGACACACCAGCUGGAGACAACAGAGACACAGAGACUCACCGCAAGAGGCAGGGACACAAGUCGUGGGGUUCAACAGUGAGCGAUGACAGUGUUGGAGGAGAGGGAAGCGUAGAGUCUCCUACUGCCAGCACAAGUGAAAUCAAUAAAAUGGCUCGGACGUCGUCCACUGGAACAAUGUCGUCCAAUGAGGAUGCAGAUGAGAAAGACGGGAAUGUGACCUCAUUUGAUUCUCAAAAUAUUAAUGGCAUGGAUCCUGAUGUGGUGGUGUCCACCAGACCUUUCCGUAACAUUGGCCUGUCUAAAGCGGCACUGACCCACCGACUGAGGAAGCUACGGACUCCUUCCAAGUGCCGCGAGUGUGACAGCUACGUUUACUUCCAGGGGGCUGAGUGUGAGGAGUGUUUCCUCGCAUGUCACAAGCGCUGUCUGGAGACUCUGGCCAUCCAGUGUGGCCAUAAGAAGCUGCAGGGCCGCCUGCAGCUGUUUGGCAGGGACUUCUCUCAGGUAGCCAACUGUGCCAGUGACGGCAUCCCCUUCAUCAUCACCAAAUGUAUCUCGGAGAUAGAGAGACGGGCGCUUAAGAUGAAGGGCAUCUACAGGGUGAAUGGAGUGAAGACUCGCGUGGAGAAGCUGUGUCAGGCGUUUGAGAAUGGCAAGGAGCUGGUAGAGCUGUCCCAGUGUUCACCACACGACAUUAGCAACGUCCUCAAACUUUAUCUCAGACAGCUGCCAGAGCCCAUCAUGCCGUUCCGCCUGUACAACAGUCUUAUGGGUUUGGCCAAGGAGAGUCUGCAGAGUGAUGCAGACACACCAGUUGGAGAGGAGUCAGAGUCAAGCAGUAUUAUCCCAGCAGUGGGCAAGGGGCCGGAACUGGUGGAUCUGGGUCCUGACACCGAGCCAGAGGUCCUGGUCCUGGUGGACAAGCUGAAGGAUCUUCUGAAGGAUCUGCCCAAGGAAAAGAUCGCUACUCUGCGCUACAUUAUUCGCCACCUGCGGAGAAUUGCUGAACUGGAGGAAGAUAACAAGAUGAGUCCCAGCAACUUGGGGAUUGUGUUUGGUCCCUCUCUGAUGCGUCCCCGUCCAACCGGGGCCACGAUAUCUCUGUCCUCUCUGGUUGAUUACCCCCAUCAGGCCCGCAUCGUGGAGGCCCUCAUAGUCUUCUAUUCAUCCAUCUUCCAGUCCAAAACCUCCCAGUCCCAUAAAACCAGCCGCACUGCUUCCACCUCCACUCAGCAGGAUACUGUUGCCGAUGACAAGGUGGAGAGCUCCGCUGAUGGAGAGGAGGAUGUAGGCAGAGAGGAGCAGAAUAAACCAGAGUCUGACAAGACGGAAGAGGGAUGUGAAAGCUCUCUAGGGUCGCUGGGGUCUAGCGAGCAGCUCCCCGACUCUGACUCCGAGCUGGAUGAGAGUGGCCAGAGGACCGCACACUCCCGCAGACUGAUGAAGCAGGAGAGCGAGGUGAGCAUGGACGACGACCAGCUGAGCAACAGGGACAGUCUGGACCUGUCCAGCCAGUCUGCAACACACACCGACCUGGAACAAGAGCCAGAUCCAGACCACGACAACACGGAAGGAGCGGAGCCCCCGGCACUGCCAGACAGCGGGCCCCCGGCACUGCCAGACAGCGGGCCCCCAGAUGAGACGGGGGCAGAGCAGGACCUGAGUGUGUCCUUGGCUGAGCUCAAUGUGAACCAGUCCAACAACAACUUCCCCUGUUCCCCCAUUUUAAGCCUGUCGGGGCGUCCACUGGCACCUCUGUAUGGAAAGAAAUUACCCCUGACCAGAAACAGGGACAGCGAGCCUGAGUUUGUCUGAUAUUAUCAAAAUGACUGUGUGUUUGUCAAGUCUCUUAGUUUGAGUUGACUGUUUUUUUUUGUUUUUAUACAUUAAAAUCCAGUAAACCCUGAAACUGAGGGAUAUUGUGUAGUGUAGUAAAGUUUUGAAUCUAUACAAUCUAUCCUGGAAGUGAAACUCUUCAUGCUUCCUGCUGUUUAAUGCAAUUACUCUUUAUUUCAAGAGGUUUUGACUCAAAUGAUUAAUAUGUAUUUUUGUGCCAGUUUGUAUGUUAAAGUUUUACUUGUUUCUCUUUACAAGCUUAAGGAAGAGUGGGAAGCCAGUCACCUUUGAAUAUGAGCAAUGUCCAAACUUUCAAAGCAACUUUUAAAAGUGCUGCUGGUUUUGUUUCAGCACUAAAAUCUUACAAAAUAAAUUUAGAAGUUUCUUAUAAAUGUUGCCUGUAUUACCUUAUGACUGUUUGGUCUAUUUUAAUAAACAUUUUAUUUUAAAA
Molecule: messenger RNA, 4223 nt
Organism: Morone saxatilis (striped sea-bass)
Lineage: Eukaryota; Metazoa; Chordata; Actinopteri; Moronidae
Gene: arhgap45b
Product: Rho GTPase activating protein 45b
Biological process (GO): activation of GTPase activity; signal transduction
Cellular component (GO): membrane
Molecular function (GO): GTPase activator activity
Source: RefSeq, a predicted model, not a curated record